Molecule: messenger RNA, 3250 nt
Organism: Lineus longissimus
Lineage: Eukaryota; Metazoa; Nemertea; Pilidiophora; Heteronemertea; Lineidae
Exons: 2
Coding region: 191-1999 (602 amino acids)
Molecular function (GO): zinc ion binding
Source: RefSeq, a predicted model, not a curated record
UUGAAGAGAACAAGACUUAGUGUUGAAUACUUCAUGUGAUCAGAGAUAUCAAAAGCGCCCAAGAUGUGCUUGUCUUCACACCUCUGACUUGUCUGGAAACCUCUCCAUUGGUAGCGUCUAUGAUUCUCAAACUCGUAAAGUUGUAUUAAGUGAAGUGGAUCGAAACCUCCGGAUCAUCAAGGAAUCCAAAAUGGCAUGCAGCACUCGUGCCGAGAGCAGGCUCCGCGGGAAGUUUUUGUGCAGCAAGUGCUACCGAGAGUUUGAUCGGUCACACAUCCUCUGGUGCGGGCAGUGUAACUGCGAUCUUUUUUGUUACACAUGUGGGGGGAACCACGUUGAUCAAAGUGAACACGAAGUUGGGGACCUAUGCGAUAUUCACGACCGUCUGUUGACUCGAUACUGCAAAACCUGUCCUCGGCUGAUAUGUGAUGACUGUGAGAGUUCAAAUCAUUCAGGGCAAGAACACGAUGUGGUGGAAUACAGGGACGUCAUUGCCGAAACUAUGAAGGAGCUUGAUAAUCACAUUUAUGAAACUGGUGAAACUCAGUUCACGGCACUUGUGGACCAGAUUGCUAAUGGCAAUAAGUUUAGAAAAGAGACGGUGACGAAGAAGAGGCAAUUGUGUAACGUCAUCGAAGAGGUGUAUCGCACAGACUCCAGUUCGAUUGACAGAGAAAUCAUGAUCUUGAAGGAAAAGAUCGUAGAUCACCAACAUUCGAUUGAACAGCUCAAACAGGAUUACCAAGCACGGAUUGAACGUCUCAGGCAGGAUAUAGCAGAAGCGGAACGGAGGAAGAGGAAAACAGACAGCGCGUUCCAGAAGAAGAAGACCCUCAUUGACCAAAUUGAGAAGGAUUUUGACCUCAACCUCAGGAACAUCGACAUUGCCUUCGCAAAUAUGAAAGCUACCGAAGAACAGAUGAGGACACUUUUGGGAAGGGCGUCGUUGAUGGCCAAAGAGAAAUUGCUGGCACCAAGUAUUCUUGAGGACAUCAAGAGGAGAAGGGAUGAUUUGGAUGAACUGGUGGUUGCUGCUGAGAAGGACAAGAUUACGCCACUGCAAAAGAUGGUCAGGAAAGCUCCAGGGCGCUGUUUCACAGAGGAGUAUAUUCGCGCAGCUGGUCUGUUUUCUAGUGCUGCACUUUCAUAUGAGAUACAAGGGGGAGGUUUUGUUAUUCUUGGUGUUGCAUUCAUGUCUGAAAGUCUUUUAGCAGUAUGUGGGGCGAAUCAUCAUCUAUCAGACGGUAAGAUAUACUCUCGAUGGAAAAUAAUGCUGUUGGACAGACAAUCAGAUGAGCAGACAACAAUCCUAAAUGUUGCCUCAACCAUUUUUGGCCCAAAGAAAAUCAAUGACGAUGAGUUGGUCUUUCUCUGCAGGGAAGAACCUGUUCUUCGCGUCAUAAAUGUGCAUACGGGAGUCAUUCGAACCAUCGACGUGCGUUUGCUCGAGACAGUGACAUCUUGUUUGAGGCAGGUCGAGGUGGACGGGAGUGGACGUUUCAUUGUGCUGUAUGGUCAACCACUGAACAAGCAUCUGGUUCUGAUCAGCGGUGGUGGGACUGUUCGUGAAGACAUUGAAGUUGGAGAUGUGACUGCAUUUACGCUCUCGAGGCUGAGCAAUAUGGUUAUUACAUGUAGCUUCCGGUCCGAUGUGAUUACGACGUAUCAUCUGGAGGAGAACGGAUUCACUAAAAUCGCCUCCGUCCAUCACUGCGUGAAGGGGCUCAAUUGCCGUAACAUCUGUUCUGGUGUCCUCGGUGAAAUAUAUGUUGUUGGCGAUAUCCCGCAUGAAGUUGGGAAAACGGAUGCCUCGCCGAACACUCGACAGAAAAAGCUAUAUCAGCUAGAAUUGGAAGAGGACAGCAAAGUUGUAGGGCUACGACCUAUUAGUGGUUUUACCUCUCCAUCCAGCGAGUUUUUAGCUAGAUGCUCGGUUUUUGCAAAUAACAUUGCAUUUUGUUACUUGAACCGGGUCAAGGUUUUUACUUUAAAACCGUGAAUGUCACCUGGUUGUGUUGUCAGCCGCACAGAUUGAUCAUUUGGAUUGUGAAUGCGCUCAUUUUGUGAAUGUUGUAAAACGCUUUGUAGGUCAUCCUUUACAAAACCUUUAAAAACAUUUGUAAAAUCCUAUAAAAUCUACUUAAGUCCAUUCGCGCACUUUUAUUGUUGUUGCUCUCUUUAUACAUACUCUUAUUUUGUCCCUGUGGUCUCGGGCAGACUUUCUCGCGAGUUGUAACAAUGCAUUUUUCUGUUCCAAUUCUUCCUUUAAUUGAGCUAUGAGUUUGUCUUUUUGGAUUAUCGAUUCCUUCAUUUCUGGUAUGGAAUGAAGAUUCUGGAAGUAUGAUUAAAGAGAGAAUAAGGGAUGACCGAAAUAUAAAGCAAAACUGGCAUUCACAAUAAUCGUCUUUCAUUCUAUACAGUAUAUACUCUCCAUAAAUAAGCUUGCAAGCGACGCUCAACACUACACUAUUUUAUUUCAUCAGCCUAAUGUGGCCCAAGGCCCUAAUCAAUUGCUGCGUCUGGAAUGUUUGGAACGCAGGGAUUACAGGGGUUUUCGUGGAUUACGUCCUUGGUUUGGGGUGGGGUGUGCAUCAGUGGAAUUACCUUUUCUAUCAAUUCGUUUCGUCGCAGUUCUUCUUUUACUUGAACCUUGAGAUCGUCUACUUUCACUUCUAAUUGUUCUAUGUUAGAUUCAGCAAGCUGAAGAAAAAAAAAACAGCUUAAGGGUAACUCGUGUCAAAUUUCACCAUAUGAUGUUUUAGCUGUUUUUGACAAAUGACUACGUCACUUUCUCAUAAAUCGGUAAGGUUUUCGAAUCGAAAUGCACAUUUUCUAGAAAUUGAUGGUUUAAUCCCGCCCGGACGGCUCGCUUCGAUGCCGUUUUCGUUGAUGACGUCACAACAUGAACAUUUUCGCGGUCGCGGUGGUUUAUAUUCAGCGAUUUUAUAAUAAAUCUAAUCAAAAAUGGAAAAUUUGAGCUUUACAUUUGUGAUCAACAAUAAAAAACGGACGUAUUUCCGCAAAGUUGUAAAUCACAUCAUAGUAUCACUUCAACAUGAAUGCAACACUAGAGUUGCGCAUUCAGUUGGGAGACGUGGGCAUGAACAGGAUCCCAGGCGGCGAUAACCGCUCUUUGAUAUCAGGGAUAUACGCGGAUUACUUUUAACCCACCCCGCCUAAUUGGCUACCUCUUUUAACCGACUAAAGAAAAACGAUAUGAAAUUGGUCAUAACUUCUUUCUAGGGUUCUU